AUGGUGCUAGACUUUGAUGUGAAGACUUUUUGCCAAAAUCUCCGAGCAACAAAACCUCCAUAUGAGUGUCCGGUUAAGACUUGCAGAAAAAUCUAUAAAAGCUUUUCUGGGAUUCAGUUUCACAUGUACAAUCACAACCAUGACUGCCCCGACUCCCCAGACACAGGGGCAGCGGCCAGCCCUUCAGGAGGAGGUAGGAAGCCUGGCAAACGUAAACAGAAAAACUGGCACCCUCGCCAGGCCAGACGGUCACCAACACCACCAGAAUUUAUUGGUUCACCUCAGAGAGAGACUCUUAGCUAUGCCGAGUCCCAGCGGCUGGUGGAGAUUGACUUAGAUGGUUGCCUGAGGAGAAUCGACAUCUUCCAACCCAUGGAGAUUAUUUCUCAGGAUGAGAUUGAGAAUCAUGACAACACCGAGAAGGAGGAGAAUGCAGAAAAGAGUCCGUCUGGUCGACCUGUUCGUCAUCUGGAAAGUAAAAACCGUAAAGAACCUCUGGCAGUUGGUAGCCUGCCUCCGGACAUCAACCCAAACAAACUACCGGAGCCUAAUGUCAAAGUACUUUCAGACUAUGUUAAGCCUAAUAAGGCUUCUCCAAGGCCAUCUGCCUAUUACAGGUACAUAGAGAAGUCUGUGGAAGAACUGGACGAGGAGAUAGAAUACGAUAUGGAUGAGGAGGACCACUCGUGGCUGGAGCUAGUCAAUGACAAGCGUACCAGUGAAGGAUUAGCUGCAGUAGCCCAGGAUACCUUUGAGCUGAUCAUGGACCGCUUCGAAAAGGAAGCCUUCUUCCAGAGCCAGCACACGGGAAAGGAGCAGGGCCCUUCCAUGGAUGAUGACGCAGUGUGCAGCAUCUGUAUGGACGGAGAAUGCCAGAACAGCAACAUGAUUCUCUUUUGUGACAUGUGUAAUCUGGCUGUGCAUCAGGAGUGCUAUGGGGUGCCAUAUAUCCCAGAGGGCCAGUGGUUGUGCCGCCGCUGCUUGCAGUCCCCGUCCCGUGCUGUAGAUUGUUGCCUGUGUCCUAAUAAAGGAGGCGCGUUCAAACAAACUGACGACGGCAGGUGGGCCCAUGUAGUUUGUGCUCUAUGGAUUCCGGAGGUAGGUUUUGCCAACACAGUGUUCUUAGAGCCUAUUGACUGUUUGCAGCGGAUUCCCCCUGCACGUCGGAAGCUGACUUGUUACAUUUGUAAGCAGAGGGGAGCCGGUGCCUGCAUCCAGUGCCACAAGACCAACUGUUACACAGCAUUUCAUGUCACCUGUGCUCAGCAGGCAGGCUUGUUCAUGAAGAUUGAAGCUGUCAAAGAACCUGGUCCCAAUGGGAUAUCAGUUGGUGUCAGGAAGACUGCAUUCUGUGAUGUUCAUGCAGAACCUUGUGCUGAUAAUUCAAUGUUUCCUGACGAGGACAAGAAGAAGGGCUCCAAGGAGGAAGCCCGAGAAUUGGCCAAGAUCAACAUGAGGAAGGCUAGAAAAAUCCUGGCUCAGAAGCGAAAUGCUAUACCCAACGUGUCCAUUCCAGUCAUUCCUGAACAAAGGGUGAGCAAAAUAGCAUCAUUGAUCAAUAUUCCAAAGAAAGAUGAGUUCAUGCGAGCCCUAAUGAGCUACUGGACGUUGAAACGGCAGUCCAGAUUUGGAGUGCCCUUACUGAGGAGGUUACAGUCGAGCCACAUGAGUCGCCACAGAGAUUUGUCCAGAAACGAUAAACACAGCCUGGAGAUGAGGGAAAAACUGAAGUAUUGGCAGCGCCUGAGACAAGAUCUAGAGAAGGCCAGGUUACUGGUGGAGCUCAUUCGCAAACGGGAAAAGCUGAAACGAGAGUUGGUUCGAGUCUACCAGCUGUCCCUGGAGUACAAGCUGCAACCGUUCAUCAUGUUACAGCGACACACUCUUAACUUACUGCAGGAGAAGGAUGCUGAAGAGAUUUUUGCAGAUCCUGUCUCAGAGGAAGAGGCUCCAGACUACAGGGACAUCAUUAAGCACCCCAUGUGCUUCUCCAUCAUGAGGAACAAGGUGGACACGCACCAUUAUAAAACCAUGGAGGCAUUUGAGGCGGACUUCAAGCUGAUCAUUCACAAUUGUUGUAUGUACAACGCCAGGGACACAGUCUUCUACAGAGAGGCCAUGCUGCUCAAGGAAGAGCAUAUGGAUGCCAGAUCCAUUAAGGACCCACCUGCAGUUCUAUGCCAGAUCCUUUUAGGACCCACCAGCAGAUGGAUGCUAGGCAUGGAACCCGAUGUGGUGUAUAAUGAUGCAAAAUUCCUGAAAAAAAUUAGGGCAGAAGUUGCAAGUGUCAAGAGAAAACUAGCCUUGCCUGAGAAGAAACACGAUGGUAAGAAGGCCAAAAAGAAUGCUGCGAUUGUGAAAGAGAAUGGGAAAGAUGAGGGCACACCUGUGAAGGAAUCUAAAACCAAGACUGAGAAGACCACAAAAGAUAAUGGUAGUUCCGAGGAUGAGCCGGAGCUGAACCCACCCUCUCCACCCAAACCAUCGAAGGGCCGCCAGAAUCGCUCACCAUCCAGGUCACCAUUGAGGACCUCCACCCCCGCUACAGAUCGGAAAUCUUCUCGACGGGGUGGAAGGGGAAGAGGGCGAGGAAGAGGUGGUGGGGGCAGGGCGACAGCAACACCUUCAGAUAUGGCAGAGACUCCAGCUAAAUCAGGAGACAAGAGCACUAAAGGUGCUGAUAAAAUGGAACCAAAUUCUCCCCAGCUGGAGAGGACAGAAUGCAAAGAAAGUGCUGGGAGGAAUAAUAAUGCUCACACUCCUUCUCCUGCGGGAGUCAAUCGUAGGACAGCAGUCUUGUUCAACAGCAAGAAGGGUCGGAGUACCCCGGUGCCUACAAAGCCCUCCUCCUCUACCUCAUCGGCAUCCUCCAAUGCAUCAUCUGUGUCUAAUGCCCCUGCUGCCAAGAAAACAGCAAGCAGGGGAGCUAAAACCAGACAGCAGGAGCAGCAGCAGCUGCAGGUGAAAACAGCAGAAAGUCUGGACUCUCACCCGGUCACUGAUGCUCAACCUGCCAACACACGGGUCCCAGCCAGUCCUGCAGUACGCAAACGCUCAUCCAGUGCUGCGGUACCACCGAGCGAACCUGCAGAUUCAUCUGGGCAACCGUCUCCUGCCAAAAGAGCACUGAUAACUUCGACAUCCAGCACAAAUGAACUCCCGCCAGCCACCUCAACCCACGUGGGAGGCCCUGACAUUACAGAAAGUUUUAAAGCUUAUAGAGUUCGUGGCAACAUUCGCAGCAGCUCGGAGUCAGACACCACUGAUGAGUUAAGUAGUGGGGACGAGUCUCUGACGGAGCCUAGCUCUGACACCUCUAGCAACCAUAGCCCAUCCGACCGUACCCAUACCACCAGCCUCAGAGAGGGUCCAGAGGGUUCGGAUCUGGCCGAGAGCACUGAGGGCAUCUCACCUGCCACGUCACCUAUAUCCUCAGGACGCAACCGGCGAAGUCCCAGUGCCGACUCUGGAGACAUGAUCACACUGGAGCCGCUAGAUCUGGUCUGGGCCAAGUGUCGCGGCUAUCCCUGGUACCCGGCCUUGAUCAUCAACCCCAAGAUGCCCAAGACCGGCUACUUCCACAACGGGGUCCCGAUCCCCGUGCCCCCGGACGAGGUGCUGGAGCUGCAGAACAAAUACUCAGAGUCUGUCUAUCUCGUGUUGUUCUUCGACACAAAAAGGACUUGGCAGUGGCUGCCCCGCAGCAAAUUAGAGCCACUCGGAGUCAACUCUGACCUGGACAAGUCCAAGCUGAUGGAGAACAAGAAGCCUAAUGUCCGAAAUGCUGUCAAAAAAGCCUACGAAAAGGCGAUCGUUCAUAGAUGUCGCGUCAGAGGGGACCCAAACCCUCUUUCUGAUGACUCCAGCUCUGACAAUAACCCAUAG
This is a messenger RNA of Candidula unifasciata, 3885 nucleotides long. Lineage: Eukaryota; Metazoa; Mollusca; Gastropoda; Stylommatophora; Geomitridae. The record is from the annotation of a GenBank genome assembly.